Messenger RNA from Lactuca saligna, 1014 nucleotides. The record is from the annotation of a GenBank genome assembly. NCBI's taxonomy places the organism in Eukaryota, Viridiplantae, Streptophyta, Magnoliopsida, Asterales, Asteraceae.
AUGGUGAUAAUUUCACAAAUAGAAAAGAAGCCUUUGGUAAAUAUAUUUCCAACCAAAUCAAACAAAACCAAUUUUAUUGGAAUCCCAGUUAUUGACCUUUCACGUCCCGAAGACGCAAAGAAUCUAAUUGUCAAUGCGUGUCAAGAUUAUGGUUUUUUUAAGGUAAUAAACCAUGGUGUGGCACCAUUGCUUGUAUCUGAAUUAGAAAAAGAAGCUGUUGAGUUCUUCAACAUGAGACAGUAUGAGAAAGACCAGUAUUGUCCUCCAAACCCGUUUGGGUACGGAAGGAACAAAAUUGGACUAAAUGGAGACGUUGGAUGGGUUGAGUAUCUUCUUUUUACUUCCACUAAUUUCCCUAUCAACUCCAAAAUCUUUUCGUCACUAGUAAAAGAGUACGUAAAAGAAGUAAGAAAAAUGGGGUGUAAUAUACUUGAGUUAAUGGCAGAGGGCCUUAAGAUAGAGCCAAAGAAUGUGUUAAGCCGGAUGCUAAGCGAUGAGAAGGCCGACAUAAUCUUUAGGCUUAACCACUAUCCACCAUGCUCUGACUCUGACCCUGAAUCAGACCUGAACAAUAACAACAGGUCCAUGAGCCAUGGAAGAACCUCGAUUGGAUUUGGAGAGCACACAGACCCACAACUUAUAUCGAUUGCCAGAUCCAAUGCCACAUCAGGCUUUCAAAUUUAUCUUGAAGAUGGAACAUGGGUCGGAGUCCCACAAGAUGAGACAUCCUAUUUCAUCAACGUUGAUGAUUUGUUAGAGGUAAUGACAAAUGGAAGGUUUAAAAGUGUAAGGCAUAGGGUGGUUGCAGAUAGUUUCAAAUCAAGGGUGUCAAUGAUAUACUUUGGAGGUCCACCAUUGAUGGAGAAGAUCUCGCCAUUGGAUUCACUCAUGGAGCCUGAUGAAGAAAGUUUGUAUAAUGAGUUCACUUGGUUUGAGUAUAAAUCAUGCACCUACAAGACCAAGUUGGCUGAUAAUAGGCUCUCUCGCUUUCACAAACACUCUCAUCCAGUGUAG